AUGGAUCAGGUCCGAGAUCCUAGCAUCUAUCAUCGGCUGCCUGCAAAUGCAACCUCUCGACAAUACGCCAUCCCCGCCGAUUCGGGUCCUUAUCGACGAGAUCGACAGAACGCUCCUCAAUUGUCCUAUUCCGAGCACGAAUCCCUUCGCUUGCGGAAGACACCACACGGCAGACUUCUUGAGCAGGAUACCACACCCCUCGAUAAGAGUGUCCAGUUUCCUGCCUCGAAACAUGUCCUCUUAUCGACUUCUCCCGACUUUCAACAAGCAGGCAUUGCUUUCUCCUCACAAUGGCCAGAUAUCAACCUCUUACCACAACCAGCCAGUCUCGGCGAAAUCGAUACGGGCAGAGAUGGCAGAUAUUCUCAAUCUUAUGUCACUACCAAGCCAUAUUCAUAUCGAGAAGCCUGGGAUUUCCCGGGCGGUCUUGACUCUAUGCUGAACCAGACUCUCCCUCCUCAACCCACACAGAGGUUCUUCCUCCAACAUGGCUCGAACAUUCCCACAGUACUUCCUGCAACUAUGCACUCUCAAUUCGGGCCUACUGCUUCUGCCGGCCAAGAAUGGUAUGGACCAUACUGGCCGGAUGGUACUUAUAAUCCCUACCGACCCGCUGCCGUGCGAGAUAGCCGAUUCUUCCCAAGAGCCCCCACGGAACGAUUCCCUCUGGACCAUAUACAGCAACCACAGACACUGCGUCGGUCUGGCCGACUGCCCGAUUUGCAGAGUAGCUCAUACUUACCUAGUCUUCCUCCGCUUGUCAUGAACAAUCCAAUGCCACCAUUGGACUUGCCAUCUUCAUCAAAGUGGCACAUACAACAGGCUCCAUACCCACCUGUACAGUAUCCAUAUGCGCAACACUAUCAACCUCACGAUCUGUCUGGUCCCGGUCUGGUGCCGCUUCCUCGACCUUCGCUAAUGUCGUUACAUCCUGGCCCAAGUUCGGAACGCAUUGCAUUUAGAGAUAAAUCAUUUGCUUGGGCUAAUCGCAUUUACAUCGAUCUUCUGGAGACAAUUAGGUGCAGCACAAAAAGCAUGCGAACGAAUGGGAACAACUUCACUCCAGGGUCCGCAAAUAAACUACCCAUCUUCCCGAAGCCCCCUCAGCGGACAGGAUCUCACUUUUCGGGCCAAACAAGUGGCAAAACAGGGCGAGAAUCCAAGUCCUCAAAGCCGUUGAUACGGAAUUCAAGUGACUCGGCCGUCUAUGACACUCCUUCGCGACCCCAGACCGCCAUAUAUCGCCCACAAGCUACGCAAUCUUUCAGUAAUUUCCUCUCUCUACAGGAUCCAGCUACUUCAAGCCAGUUCCCGAUGCCACUAUAUGAACCAAAGGAUAGAAUACCGGAGAUCUUGCCCCCACGUACAACUAUCUCAGCUCCGCAGAGGCGCCCGCCAACCUUUGAGGAAGCUACCAGCGCACUGAACACAAUGGUACUUCUGUGUCAAGAAGCCGAAGUUCCAUGGGUAGAUGGUAUGCUUCUGGCAGGGUGUUUGGCUUACGGCCUGGGUAACUUUGCCAAAGCCGAGGAAUGGUACUUGGCGGUCUUGAAGCAAGAUAGUAAUCAUGUGGAGGCCAUGUCGAAUCUUGCUGCAACCUAUCAUUCUCUCCAUCGACAAGAAGAUGCUCUCAACUACUGGUUCGAUGCUGUGAAACUGCGUCCCAGCUACUUUGAGGCUGUGGAACAUCUCAUUGGGCUGUUAUGUGCUACUCAUAGAGCACGGGAGGCUGUCCAGGUAAUCGAAUAUGUGGAGAGCACUCUGAAGCUCAAGUAUGACGACUCUUCUCAUUCGUGGGGUGAGUAUAGCGACGCAGAAAGUGAGACUCGCAGCCAUGCCUCGAGUAUUGCGACUGCAGCCUCGUAUGAGAAUGCUCACUACGAUUUCGACCUUGAACUUAAGAGUGUCAGCACCGGUCCCCAAUCCGAAUCUCAAGCUCCUGGAUUUGGUUCAAGUGGCUAUGCCAUUCCCGGUUGUGAUAACGGGCGUAUGCUAGCUUUGAUACAUGCCAAGGGAAACAUGCUAUACGCACUGGGCAACAACAAUGGUGCUGCGUCAGCAUUUGAGGAUGCCGUUCUUGUUUCUACAGGUCAACGCAGACAGGGUAUUCGCGGCUUGAUCCAUGAUAUUCUGAAAGCUUGCCUGUGUACGAUACGAGACCCGGAAUACGUGCGUUCGAAACUCGAGGGUAAGGAUCCGAUCCUGCUUGCACCUGAACACGCGGAAGCCACAGCAAGACACAUGUUCCCACCCGAGGGUGACCUGCCUGGUUUGGAACAUGUGAUCCCAUCUUUUGCCGUACAGGCUGCAAUUUCUACCACGAGCAAUUCGUUGCUGUCACUGGCCAAAAUCUACCAGGAUGGCAUGUCGACUGCUACGGAUAUCGGAAGCCUCAAAUCACCAAGCACAAGAGAGAUUCUUGCUCUGUACUACCUGUCGCUGUCUUUACAACGGAGCCCGUCCACAGCCAACAAUGUUGGCAUCCUGCUCGCUGGUGUGCAACAAAUCGUGCAUCGCGCACACUUGGCAGAUUUGAACUUCCCACAGAUAUCUAGCAUACCAGGUGUGGUAGCAGGCAGUGGAAUCUCACUUGCAUUGAUGUAUUACAACUAUGGUCUGAAUAUUGACCAAAAACAUGCCCACUUGUUCACCAACUUAGGCAGUCUUCUCAAAGAUAUUGGUCAGUUGAAUGCUGCCAUCAAGAUGUACGAACGGGCCGUGAGUUGCGAUGGUAAUUUCGAUAUCGCUCUGGCGAAUCUUGCAAAUGCUGUAAAAGACCAAGGCCGUGUUGCCGAAGCAAUCAAAUACUAUCAACGAGCUGUUAAAGCGAAUCCGGACUUUGCCGAGGCUGUUUGUGGACUUGCAACAGCGCUCAACUCAGUUUGCAACUGGCACAGCCGUGGUGGGAUUCGCGCAGCAGAUAUAGGGCGCGAUCGCUUGCAUGUGGAUGAGCGUGGAAUGAAACAUGAGCCAAAUCGGUCUUAUGGAUGGAUCAGCCGUGUUGUUGACAUUGUGGCUAAGCAGCUCCGAGACGGAGAAAGCUGGGGGUGCGGCACGUUAACUCCCUCUGUCAUUGAAACGCUAUGCCAACAAUUGGUAUAUCACAAGCAAUCAUCACGACCGAGUGAUCGGGUUCAGCUACACCAAAAUCUCCAACAGUCACUUAAGUACUGGUCUGGAAAGAAGUGGGAAGGCUCUCGCGUCGUACGACUCGUUGAACGGGCGAUACGUCAGAUUGGUUGGCAGUGGUAUCAAGACCGAUAUAAGCACCACAAGGAGUUUCCAGUCCAGACCUAUGCGCGGCCAUAUCUUCCCAACGCACUCUCAGCGCCGUCUGCGCCGACUGUUCUUCCGUUCCACACCUUUACCGCACCAUUGUCAGCAAAACAGGUUCGACAGAUUUCACAACGCAAUGCCCUACGCAUUUCGGUCUGUACGUUGAGGUCAGCCUGGCUUCCCAAGACUGUCUUUCCUCCGCCACCCCCACCGAGACCGUAUCUAAACGUGGGAUAUGUCAGUUCAGACUUCAAUAAUCAUCCCUUGGCUCACCUGAUGCAAUCUGUCUUUGGUUUGCACGAUAGAACUCGUGUCCGAGCCAUUUGCUACGCGACAACCGCAUCUGAUGGCUCAAUACAUCGUCAGCAGAUCCAGACGGAAGCACCCGUCUUUCACGAUGCGUCUUCUUGGAGUGUUGAGCGUCUUGUCAACCAGAUUGUCAGUGAUGAAGUGCAUAUUCUUGUCAACCUCAAUGGAUACACAAGGGGUGCUCGCAAUGAAGUUUUCGCUGCCCGUCCGGCUCCCAUCCACAUGUCUUUCAUGGGUUUUGCCGGUACACUAGGAGCCGAGUGGUGCGAUUAUGUUUUUGCUGACACGAUUUCUGUGCCACCAACCACGCUUUCUCCGUGGAGACGCAAUGUGGAUAUGGAAGAUCGUUUGAGAGCUGAUAGUCUCGUGGAAGACGCCGAAGAUUGGGUGUACUCGGAGAACGUCAUCUUUGCUCGAGACACAUUUUUCUGUGUCGACCACAAACAGAGUGCCCCUGACGCAGAGCGUGGUCCACCCAAUCUCAAAGACCCGGCGGCAAGAGAAGGGGCUUGGGAAAAGGAGCAGGCUGAUCGUUGGAAACUCAGGAAGGAGUUGUUCCCCACACUUUCGGAUACAGCUGUCAUCUUGGGCAAUUUCAACCAACUGUACAAGAUCGACCCUUCCACAUUUGCCAUGUAUCUCGAGAUCCUCAAGAAAGUGCCCAAUGCAGUCUUAUGGCUCCUGCGAUUCCCUGACUUGGGUGAACAAAACCUCCUCCAAUACGCACGAGACUGGGCAGACAAUGAAGUCGCCACUAGAAUCAUCUUCACGGAUGUCGCAGCCAAAGGCGCUCAUAUUACGCGUGCAUCUGUCGUGGAUUUAUUCCUUGACACACCAGAAUGCAAUGCUCACACCACAGCUGCUGACGUUGUAUGGUCUGGGACACCGAUCGUGACGUGGGGUAAGUGGAAGUAUAAAAUGUGCAGUCGUAUGGCUGGAAGUAUCGUUGCCAGUGCGCUCCCAGAAGGACGAGCUGGCACUGAUGCUCGUACUGAGCUUCUUGUCAAGAGCGAGAAACAAUAUAUCGAUACGGCAGUUGAUCUUGCAAGAGGUUUACGAUACCAGAAUAUCGGAGCUUCCUCUUCAUCCAAACCAGGUGGUGGCAAGGGAAGACUCAUGGAUUUACGGCGCAUGUUAUGGGAAGGCCGGUGGACUAGUCGACUAUUCGAUACCCAGCGGUGGGUGAGGGAUGUCGAACGCGCGUAUUGGUCUGCAUGGGAGAACUGGGAAAAGGGCGAAGGAGGUGAUAUUUGGUUAUGA
Messenger RNA from Exophiala bonariae, 4845 nucleotides. RefSeq lists its product as uncharacterized. The transcript has a single exon. Gene Ontology annotation, biological process: protein O-linked glycosylation. Gene Ontology annotation, molecular function: glycosyltransferase activity; protein binding. Lineage: Eukaryota; Fungi; Ascomycota; Eurotiomycetes; Chaetothyriales; Herpotrichiellaceae. The coding region runs from base 1 to 4845 and encodes 1614 amino acids. The record is from RefSeq and is a predicted model, not a curated record.